Messenger RNA from Ramularia collo-cygni, 1392 nucleotides. RefSeq lists its product as uncharacterized. NCBI's taxonomy places the organism in Eukaryota, Fungi, Ascomycota, Dothideomycetes, Mycosphaerellales, Mycosphaerellaceae. The record is from RefSeq and is a predicted model, not a curated record. The coding region runs from base 1 to 1392 and encodes 463 amino acids. The transcript is spliced from 3 exons.
AUGAGGAACAGCCAGCCGGCCGGCUCGUCCACCGCCAGUACUCAUUUCGCCACGACGAAGGCAACAGUGGUUGCUAGUCCUGAACCCAAGCAAGCGUCUUCUCCCAGAAGCAAGAAACGUGUAGCAGUCGGUCUUGAUACAGGAUCGAACCGUUCAUCAGUCUCCAGUGUGGAGAGCGAGAAACGCAAGCGGUUCCGCGAUGAAGACGACGAGGAUAACGACAAAGCAUGUGCCGCCUCUGAGACGCGAAAGAUGUCUAAAGUGGGAGACGCUGGUCUCAUGUUACGCUCCAUCGUCGCCCCUGCUCCACCGAGUGGCCAACUCCCUCUCACGCCUUCGAAACACUACAUCAACAGUCUCAAUGUUACGGACAAAUACACCGUCGAUCUCGAAAUCUGGGACCAAGUGAUCCGUGACAGCAAAUCCUCCCAAGUUAAGCCCUCAGAAGUAUUCAACGUCCACAAGCCCUUUGCGGAAAUUGGUCCAAAAUGCCAAAGAGAAAGAUGCUAUUUGGUGAGGCUCAUCGAGGUUUCUACGGAAAAUCAAGUGAAGCACUAUAAAUACUAUGUCUGCAUUCCCCUUGAUAGACGUCCGGUUUAUCUUCCAAAGUACGCCAGAGACGCGAGCACCGCAUUGUUGAAGGUCAUCAAGGUCUGUUUGAUGCGGAAUGUCAAGGAUGAUGCGCUGAAGAAGGGCUAUGAACAGGAUGCGCACAGGAGAGCCGAUGAAGAUGUCAAGGGCAGGUAUGCUCCCCUUCCUGAGACGACCGGCCCCUCCCAUGGUGCCCGCAUUGUUGGAGGACCUCCAGAGCCGUCGACACCAAGCAACCCUACUACGAGAAACAAAAAAGGAGUUAGGGGAAAGCAGAGAGAGGUUCUCAUCACGCCUUCUUCGCCCAAAACGAUCAAGCCAUGUCAAGAAUCCUCAACGAUACCUUCUCACACUUUUCCGAACAUCAACUCCCCUCCUUCGCCUUUGGAUCCCGUAAAUGUGCAUCGCAAAGAUUCGCUCUCUCCAUCAUCUCACACGCCCACCAAGAAAAAAUCAAUUACCAUACCAACUUCYCCAACCCCAGCAUUAUCUGUUCACGGAACGCCACCUUACAAUCCCACACCCCAAACGAAUCUCGACUCUGUAGCACACCGCAAAGCCUCGGAAGCCGUCAUAGAUCAAUUCGAAAUAGACAAGAUUAUCGCGGAGAGGGCAGGAUGCCAAGCUAGGCGGACACAACAGGAAGCGAAGGCGGCACAACACAAGGCCAGGAAGGCACUUCAGGUGGAAGAUGAGGCAUAUCACGUCGCCAGGCGGGCUCAACGGGUGGCAGACCAGGCAUAUCAUGCGGCCAGGAAAGCGCAUGUUGCGGAGAGCGAUUGGGAGGAUCGGAGUGUAUAG